AUGAAUUUUGCCAAUCCCUGGCACAAGGAAUACAUUGCUCAUCGAAUUGAGCUACGAGAACACUUAAUGCUUCUUUACCCCCAAAUGAUCAAGAUUCUUGAUGUUUGCGACAGAUUUUUUGCAUCGGUUCAAGUGAUAGAUGUUGACGCUUUCCGGGAACUGGGGCCCAUUGAUUUCGACUUCGUCAAGACCAAAGUUCAGGCCGACUGUAGGAAUAGUGGUGAAUAUCUGAUGGAUAGAUGGUUUCCAAAGAUUUGUUCAAUCUUUGUGGGGAAAGCUCGCAUUCCUUUUCUCAAACAGGAUAAAAUGAACGCAUUUUUUAACUCUACUAGUGUAUUAAUAUCGAAUAAGAUUAAGCAAUUUCUUUUACGAAAUCUCGACUUCUGGGUUGACCUCUUCGACGAAGAUCACCAAGAAAGGUUGCCCGUUUUGAAAAUGUACUUGACUUUUGAGAAUCAAUGCGUCAAAUUCUUUCCCGGCUAUGAAGACUUGGAGGAGCUUCUUCUGUCAGUGGCUAAGUACAUCUCGGAGUCUAUGCCACAGGUGCCAACGGUGCACUCUAUCCUCUAUAGAUCUGACUCCCCUCGAUACAUUGACACCAAAAUUGCCCCUCACAUAAUGGAAGUCAUACAAAUCAGACUAAAGAAUGUUGCAAAGUUCUACUUUGAACCAGCAGAACGCUUCUUCCGCCAACACAUUGCUGAACCCUAUUCCUACAUAUUCGACGGUACUGAAGCUAGGCUGGUGGACGACUUCUUAAAAAAGGACCCAGAAUUUCGAGACUACCGUGUUUACGUCGCGAAGCUUCACGAUCUGGCUCAUGACAUCAAUCACCUCCCGGAUGUAGAGUACUUUGAUCUAAUUCGUUUGGACUGUGAGGAUGUUAAAACCGGAAUUUCCAAAGAAUGCAUGCGAUUGGCUAACAAUCUUCUGGAGACUUUGGCCAAUAAACUUCGCCAAGUUAAUCGCGAGGUUUGCGCAAGCUUUGAGGAAAUGCAAACCAAGUGUCGAACCAUUCCACAGACAAGCGAAGAAUUGAUUGAACUCAACUCCUACAUGGAGGAAGCACGUUGUCAAGGCAUGGUACGAAUGGAACAGAAGAUCCAGUGGACUCGAGAAUACUUAGUUUACCUAUUGGAUGUGUAUGACUUCACACCAGAGGACAUAAUGACUAACAGUCAGAUGCAAGAAAAUAUGCGAACUGUGAAUGAGCAAAGAAUCAAUGCAAAACGUGAACAAUUGGAGGGUGACUUGAAACGUUUAAGAAAUCGCGUGGAUGAGUUUAAUGACUAUGGAGAAGUUGACGCAGAAAUGAUGGCACAGUACGCUAACGAUGUGCGUGUUGUCUUCAAACGGGUUAGUGAGGCUGAGAGCUUGCGUGAAUGGAUCAACAAGGAAGAGAAACUCUACCAGAUUCCCAUAUCACCAUUUUCGGACAUUGAAGAGAUCAAGGCACUCGCUGAACCAUUCCAUCGUCUAUUCACCAAUGUCGUCAAGUACUACAAAUCUGAGAGGAGAUGGAUGUAUGGCGAGUUUGAUAAAUUGGACGCAGAAGCUAUUGAGGAUGAAGUAGAUGAGACGUGGAGGGAGAUGUUCCGUUUACAAAAAGUCUUUGAUAACCGAUUAAAAAAAAUGAGAAUGGAGGCGGAUGAACGGCGGAGGGAGCGAAAUGAGCGUCUCCGACGCCGCAUGUUAGCAGCAAGCAAAGCAGAGCCGACAUCCACACCUGUGGAUGAGGAGGCUACAGCUGCAGCGGCGAUGGUAGGCGGGGCAAUGGAGGAUGAGGAGGUUCCCGAAGUUAAACCUCCAGCGGGUCUUAAAACUGUUAACUUUAUGCUGGAACGCCUAAAGAAGUUCAAGGACAUAGUUCCUGUCAUACGGAUUCUCUGCAAUCCGGGAAUCCGUCAGCGACACUGGGAUGCCAUGUCAGCGAUUGCGAAUCGGGACUUGACCCCAGAUAGCGGUACCUCACUCUCAAAGAUGCUUCAAAUGAACCUGACACCGUACAUGGAGCAAUUUGAGGCAAUUUCGGUGGGUGCGAGUAAGGAGCAUACACUGGAGGUUAAUCUGGUGAGGAUGCGUGAGGACUGGACAGAUGUCUGUUUCACCCUGACGCCCUAUCGUGAGCAUAACUUCUCAAUUCUCGCCUCUGUGGACGACAUUCAACAGCAGUUGGAUGAUCAGAUUGUUAAAACGCAAACAAUGCGUGGAUCACCUUUCAUCAAACCGUUCGAGAUGCAGCUGAAGAAAUGGGAGGAGCAGUUACUCCGCAUUCAGGGCAUCAUCGACAGUUGGCUGGUGAUGCAAGCCAACUGGCUCUACUUGGAGCCAAUUUUCAGCUCUGAGGACAUUAUGCAGCAAAUGCCAGAGGAAGGUCGUCUCUUCGUGGCUGUUGAUAAAACGUACCGUGAUAUAAUGCGUAAUGCGGCUGUGGAUACUCACGUACUCAAGGCCACUUCGAUGGUCGGUCUAUUGGAGCGCAUUCGGGAAGGCAACGCCCAGUUUGAUCGUAUUAAUAAGGGUCUCAACGCCUACCUAGACAAGAAGCGUCUUUUCUUCCCUCGAUUUUUCUUCCUAUCUAACGAUGAGAUGUUAGAGAUCCUCUCAGAAACAAAGGAUCCUCAGCGCGUCCAACCACAUCUUAAGAAAUGCUUUGAGGGCAUCGCCAAGUUGGAGUUUGACAAGAAUCUUGAAAUUAAGGCCAUGUUUUCUGGUGAAGGCGAGAAGGUGGUCUUUAGUCAGAACAUUGACACAGCAAUUUGUAGAGGAGCAGUGGAGAAAUGGCUCCUGCAAGUUCAGGACGUCAUGGUGCUAUCAGUGCACGACGUCAUUGCCAGUGCAAGAGAUGCUUACGACAGCGACCUUCGAGAUGUGUGGGUGCUGGACUGGCCAGGUCAGGUGGUGCUCUGCGUUUCACAGAUAUUUUGGACCCUGGAAGUCUCCGAAGCCAUCGCAUAUGGCCAGGCGGAGGGAUUGGCAACAUACAAGAGGAAGCUGGACUCACAGAUCGCUGCAAUUGUGCGGCUGGUAAGGGGCAAGCUCUCUACUCAGGAGCGCAUAACCCUUGGCGCCCUGGUAGUCAUCGACGUCCACGCCAGAGACACAGUGCAAACGAUGGUGCAAAACAAGGUGACCGAUGAAAAUGACUUCCAGUGGCUGUCCCAGCUCAGGUACUACUGGGAGGAGGACAACUGUCUGGUUCGUCUAACAAACGCUGUGGUCCCCUAUGCCUACGAGUAUCUGGGUAAUUCUACUCGUCUUGUAAUCACUCCUCUAACUGAUCGCUGCUAUCGAACUCUCAUUGGAGCCUACCACCUCCACCUCAACGGAGCUCCCGAGGGUCCAGCUGGGACUGGUAAGACGGAGACCACCAAGGACUUGGCCAAAGCGAUAGCUGUUCAGUGUGUUGUCUUCAACUGUUCUGAUGGAUUGGAUUAUAUCGCUAUGGGCAAGUUUUUUAAGGGACUUGCUUCAUCUGGUGCCUGGGCGUGUUUCGAUGAGUUCAACCGAAUCGAGCUGGAAGUGCUCUCGGUCAUAGCUCAGCAGAUUUUGUGCAUUAUCCGCGCAAUCCAAGCCAAUCUCGAGACGUUUGAAUUCGAGGGGACAUUACUCAAUCUCAAUCCAAACUGCUACGUUUGUAUCACUAUGAAUCCAGGCUACGCUGGACGUUCCGAGUUGCCAGACAACCUGAAGAUCCUUUUCAGGCCAGUGGCAAUGAUGGUUCCGGACUAUGCGAUGAUAGGCGAGAUCUCUCUUUACUCCUAUGGUUUCAUGGACGCACGCAAUUUGGCAGGCAAGAUAGUCACCACGUACCGCCUGUGCUCGGAGCAGCUCUCCUCCCAGUCUCACUACGACUACGGUAUGCGCGCCGUCAAAGCGGUUUUGCAGGCUGCGGGUAACUUGAAACUUCGGUAUCCGGAGGAGAAUGAAAUGAUUCUGCUUCUGCGUUCGAUCAUGGAUGUGAACGUGCCUAAAUUCCUGUCGCACGAUAUCCCACUCUUUCGUGGCAUUAUCUCCGAUCUCUUCCCCGGUGUCAUUCUGCCCGAUGCAGACUACUCAGAUUUCCUCAAAGAAGCGGUGAUGGUGUGUCAACGCAACGGUCUCCAGGCUGUGCCCAAUUUUACAGAGAAACUUAUACAAACCUACGAAAUGAUGAUUGUUAGACACGGUUUUAUGCUGGUCGGUAUGCCUUUGGGAGGCAAAACCAAGAUCCUUCACACUCUGGCCGAAGUAAUGACUGGUCUCUUUGAAAAGGGCGACACUAACUACGCCAAAGUCUUUUACCGUACCAUCAAUCCCAAAUCCAUCACUAUGGGGCAGCUCUUUGGCGAGUUUGAUCCCGUUUCUCACGAGGUCUGGACAGAUGGUGUUACAGCGAACACGUUCCGUGAGUACGCCAACAUGGAACCGCCUGAUCGAACAUGGGUGAUUUUCGAUGGACCUAUUGAUACUCUAUGGAUUGAGAGCAUGAACACUGUCCUGGAUGACAACAAGAAGUUAUGUCUCAUGUCAGGAGAAAUUAUUCAGAUGUCCAAGACUAUGAGUCUUAUCUUUGAGACCAUGGAUCUUCUACAGGCAUCGCCGGCGACAGUGUCUCGCUGUGGUAUGAUCUACGUGGAACCUAUGGCACUGGGAUGGCGGCCGCUAGCAACGUCGUGGUUAGACAGCCUUCCCGAAUCUAUGACUCUUGGUGACGGCAAGAAGGCACUGCAAGACCUAUUUGAAUGGCUUUUCGAUCCUUGCUUGAAAUUCAUUCACGCCAACUGUCGGCAGUUGAUCCCUAUCAGCGCAAUGUGUAGUAUCAUGUCUACGCUAGACUUUCUUAGCGCUCUCAUUAUGGGGCCCGCCAACGCCGAGGGUGCAGUUGACAAUCGAUACCUCAGGCAAUGGACACAUGCCUCUUUGCUCUUCAGUGUUGUCUGGGGCAUCGGUGGAUGUCUGGAUGAGAACAGUAGAAUCAAGUUUGACGAUUUUAUUAAACCAAUUCUUGGUGGAAAGGUACCGGAGUUGCCCGUACCCCAGAGCAUCGGUGGCCGCUGUGAUUUUCAAAUGCCUGACACCGGGCUGGUCUACGAUUACUUCUACGAAUUCAAAAGUCGAGGGAAAUGGAAGCAUUGGAAUGAAUUGUCAAGAGGACAGAGUAAAUUUGAGGACAUGGAGAUAAGAGACAUAAUCGUUCCUACCAUGGAUACAGCUCGCUACAAAUACCUCGUUGACAUCUGUUUGACAAGUCGGCAGCCAUUGAGUUACAUUGGUGUGACGGGUACGGGCAAAUCAGCCUAUGUUCGGGAGAAACUAAUGCGAGACAUUGACGAAGAAAUCUACCGACCAUUCUUUAUCAACUUCUCAGCUCAAACCAGUGCCAAUCAAGUUCAAGAUAUAAUCAUGUCAAAGUUGGAUCGCCGUAGGAAAGGUGUGUACGGCUUACCGUUCGACAAAAUUGCAGCAUUUUUCAUUGAUGACCUAAAUAUGCCUGCUAAAGAGGUUUACGGUGCUCAGCCGCCAAUUGAAUUGCUGAGAACCUUCAUGGACCAUGGGUUUUUCUACGAUCUGGAUGACAUGUCGAAAAUCCAGCUGAUCAACCUCUACAUCUGUACGGCAAUGGGUCCACCAGGUGGUGGUCGCAACGAUGUGACCCCGCGGUUCAUGCGCCAUUUCCAUGCCGUCUCCAUGGUGCCUUUCAACGAUGUAACCCUCACUCGCAUUUUCACCACACUUAUUCAAACAUACCUGCGGGCGCAUGAAUUCACCUCCGACUACUAUGUCCUGGGUAACUCAAUGGUUGACGCAACACUUAACGUCUACAAGGCUGCCAUUUCAAAUUUAUUACCGACACCAGCUAAGUCACACUACGUCUUCAAUUUGCGUGAUUUCAGUCGUGUUAUCCUCGGUAUUUGCCUUAUCAAGAAGGAAGGUGUGAAAGACAAACAUACUUUCAUUCGUCUAUGGGUCCAUGAGGUGCUCCGUGUCUUCUACGAUCGCCUCACUGACGAAAAGGACCGUUGGUGGCUUGUUGAUUUUAUCAAGAACACAAUUGAUACAUCUUUCAAGGACAAAGUAAACAUGGUGUUCUCCCACCUCCUCGCUAAUAUCAAGGACGAGGUCACCGAAGAGACCUUUAGAAGUCUAAUAUUUGGUGACUUUAUGGACAUUGAUUCACUGCCCGAAGAGAGGAAUUAUGAGGAGGUGAUGGAUAUCAACAUGAUGUAUCCCGUUGUGGAGCAGUGUCUUGCAGACUAUAACGCCACCCACAAAACAAAAAUGGCUCUCGUUAUUUUCAGGUACGUAUUAGAACAUUUGGCACGAAUUUGUCGUGUUCUUCGCGUGCCUUCUGGAAAUGCGCUGUUAAUUGGAGUAGGUGGUUCCGGCAGACAGUCGUUGUCACGUUUGGCCUCCGCCAUGGCAGGCUACGUCACAUUCCAACCAGAGGUCUCAAAGGACUAUGGUCUCCAAGAGUGGCGUGAGGAUGUCAAGUCCUGUCUUAAAAAUGCUGGCGGACGCGGGAUGAAGACCGUCUUCCUAAUGACUGACAUGCAGAUAAAGAAUGAGGCCUUUCUUGAAGAUGUUGACAAUCUUCUCAAUUCUGGUGAAGUGCCAAACAUCUUCACCUCAGAGGAGCGUGCUGAAGUCACCGAACUCGUGCAGACAGCUAUAGAGGUAGAGAAUCGGAAAAAUGCUGCCACUCCUGGCGGGAGUGGAUCUAGAGUAACGCAAGACAUGUCACCACUGGCACUCUUCACUAACUUUGUCAGUCGCUGUAAAGCUAACCUUCACGUUAUCAUUGCAUUUUCACCCAUUGGAAACGCCUUCCGGAAUCGUCUCCGCCAGUUUCCAUCCCUUAUCAACUGUUGCACCAUCGACUGGUUCACGCCAUGGCCAGAAGACGCGCUGGAAAGAGUUGCUCGCCGUUCACUGGAGUCGCUGGGAAUGGAAACGAAGUUCAUAGACAGUGUUACCUUUAUUUUCAAACACUUCCACACAUCCAUUGCGAAUCUGUCAGAGAAAUUCUUUGCAGAACUUGGAAGGAAAACUUACGUUACACCAACGUCCUACUUGGAACAGAUCGCAUCGUUUGAGCGACUCAUUACGAAGAAGAAGAAUGAGAUUAUGAUGGCCAAAACGAGGUACCUUAAUGGUCUAGACAAGCUCGCUUUUGGCGCAAGUCAAGUGGCGGACAUGCAGGUGAAACUGGAGGAGCUACAGCCGCAACUUGUGGAGGCAGGCGCAGCCAACGAGCGCCUCCUAGUGGUGAUUGCACGCGAGUCAGCGGCGGCGGAACAGCAACGAGAGAGAGUAGUGCAAGAAGAAGAGGUGGUAAAUUCCAAGGCGGAUGCCUCAAAGGCGCUAUCGGAGGAGUGCCGAGCCGAUCUGGCUGAGGCGCAGCCCGCCAUGGAGGCAGCUUUGGCGGCCCUGGACACUCUUAAACCUGCCGAUAUCACUAUUGUCAAGUCGAUGGCCAAUCCGCCUUUUGGAGUGAAGUUGGUCAUGGAGGCAGUGUGUGUGAUGCGGGACAUCAAGCCAGAUCGAGUUAAUGAUCCUAGCACAGGAAGGAAGAUUUUGGAUUAUUGGGGACCCUCAAAGAGGCUCUUGGGUGACAUGAACUUUUUGCAGACGUUGAAAGAAUACGAUAAGGACAACAUUCCUGCUCAAAUUAUUACCAAUAUCAGAAACAACUACAUAACAAAUCCAGAAUUCGAUCCUGCAAAAGUUGCCCGUGCGAGUUCAGCAGCCGAAGGUCUGUGCAAAUGGAUCCUCGCUAUGGAACAGUAUGACCGAGUGGCCAAAAUCGUUGCUCCGAAGAAAGUCAAACUUGCUGAAGCUGAGAAGGAGUUGGCAGAGAAUAUGGCCGCAUUGAAGGAAACCCAAGCUUCUCUCAAAGCCGUUGAAGACAAGCUUGCUAAGCUGCAUGAAAAUCUGGACAAUACACAAAGGGAAAAAAAGCGAUUAGAAGAUGAGGUGGAACUCUGCGGUUUGAAGUUGGUGCGAGCAAAGAAGCUGAUUGGUGGGUUGGGUGGGGAGAAGGAGCGUUGGUCUCAGGCUGCAGAGCGGUUGCAGCAUGUCUACGACAAUCUUACCGGUGACGUUUUGGUCUCGGCGGGAGUGAUUGCCUACCUCGGUCCAUUUACUUCAACUUAUCGUGAUGCUUGCAUUGAAGACUGGGUGGGCGUUUGCAACAGUCAGCCGAAAAUUACUUGCAGUCCACACUUCUCGCUUACUAACUGUCUCGGAGAUCCAGUUAAAAUACAGGCUUGGAAUAUUUUUGGGCUUCCUCGAGAUGCAUUUUCCAUUGACAAUAGUGUCAUUGUGGAUAAUGGAAGACGAUGGCCUCUGAUGAUAGACCCCGAAGGCCAAGCGAACAAGUGGAUAAAGAACAUGGAGAAGGAGAAUGCAGUAGCUGUAGUCAAGUUGAAUGACAGUGAUUUCAUGAGGCGAAUGGAGAACAGUGUACAAUUCGGAGUACCUGUCCUUCUAGAGAACGUCGGUGAAGAGCUGGAUCCCAGUUUGGAGUCCCUCCUGUUGAAGCAGACGUUCAAGCAGGGCGCCGUUGAUAUGAUAAAGUUGGGUGAAAAUAUAAUCGAAUACUCCUCGGACUUCCGCUUCUACAUAACGACAAAACUUCGCAAUCCGCACUACCUCCCAGAAGUGGCAGUGAAGGUCUCGUUGUUGAACUUCAUGAUCACGCCAGAGGGCCUGGAAGAUCAGCUCCUCGGCAUUGUGGUUGCAAAAGAGAAACCGGAACUGGAGGAGGCGAGACAAGAGUUGAUUGUCACAAGCGCUAAUAAUAAGCGAAUGCUUAAGGAAGCCGAGGAUCGUAUUUUAGCUACUCUGGCCGAGGCGGAGGGCAAUAUCCUCGAGAAUGAGACGGCUAUCCAAACUCUCGACUCCUCGAAAGCUAUCUCAGACGAAAUUAUGCAGAAACAAGCGGUAGCAGAGGAGACUCAAAAGAAGAUAGAUCUUGCCCGAAUGGACUACUCUCCAAUAGCACGGCAUUCAGCGAUUCUCUUCUCUUCCAUUACUGAUCUUCCUAACGUUGAUCCCAUGUAUCAGUACUCACUGAAUUGGUUUGUCAAUUUAUACGUCAAUGCCAUCCAAGACAGCAACAAGUCGAAGAUUUUGGAACGUCGACUGCGUUACAUCCAAGAGUACUUUGAUUACAAACUUUACUCAGAAGUGUGCCGAGGUCUCUUUGAAAAGCACAAGCUAGUCUUCUCGCUGGCUCUUUGUGCCAGAAUUUGCAUCAACAAGUCGAAAAUAGUGGAGAAGCGCAUCCGCUACCUCAUCGACUACUUCACCUACAGUCUCUACGUGAGCGUUUGUCGAUCGGUGUUUGAGAAGCACAAACUCCUCUUCUCCCUCCUUCUCUGUUGUAAACUCAUGAUCGCCAAAGAGGAGAUCCAUCUCAAUGAAUUCCUCUUCUUCCUUACUGGUGGUGUGGGUCUAGAAAAUGCCGUACCUAACCCGGCCCCUCAGUGGCUCAUCUCAACCAGUUGGGACGAAAUCUGCCGUCUCUCUGACCUUUCAGCCUUUGCGGGUCUUAAGGAGCACGUGGCGGCGAACACUCGUGAAUGGCAGAAGUUUUACGAUUCCAAGACGCCUCAUAGCACACCUCUACCGGCGCCAUGGAAUAACCUUUUAGAUCAAUUUCGAACACUCAUCGUUCUGCGAUGCAUUAGACCAGACAAGGUCGUAUCCGCAGUGACCAACUACGUGCGCGAUAAACUGGGCAAGAAGUUUGUCGAACCACCCCAAUUUGAUUUGGCAAAAAGCUAUGAGGACUCAACAUCUACUGCACCCCUCAUUUUCGUUCUAUCUCCGGGCGCCGAUCCAACCAUGGCGUUGCUCAGAUUUGCUCACGACAAGGGCUUCGGAGGCACACGCUUCCAAUCCAUCAGUCUGGGUCAAGGUCAGGGUCCCAUAGCCGCAAAGAUGAUCGAACGAGCACAAGCAGAUGGGUCAUGGGUACUGCUCCAAAACUGCCAUCUAGCAGUCAGUUGGAUGACAAGUAUGGAGAAGAUUUGUGAGGAAUUCACUGUGGAUAACACUGCUCCGACCUUUCGUCUAUGGCUCACUAGCUAUCCCUCUCCCAGUUUCCCAGUGACAGUUCUGCAGAACGGUGUUAAGAUCACAAAUGAACCGCCGUCGGGACUUCGGCAAAAUCUUCUUCAAUCCUACCUGAGUGACCCCCUCUCUGACCCAAACUUCUUCUACGGUUGCCCUAACAAUGAGGCAACAUUUGAGAAGCUAGUCUACGGUCUCUGCUUCUUUCACGCGUUGGUACAAGAGCGCCGUCACUUCGGUCCAAUUGGCUGGAAUAUCCCCUAUGGCUUUAAUGAAUCCGAUUUGCACAUCUCUGUACGGCAACUACAAAUAUUCAUCAAUGAAUAUGAACAAGUACCAUUCGAUGCAAUCAAUUACCUUACGGGUGAAUGCAACUAUGGAGGCCGAGUGACUGACGAAAGGGAUCGACGAUGUCUUUUGACCAUUCUCCUCGACUUCUAUUGCCCUGCACUGAUUACGGAGGUCAAAUAUAAACUACCCACUAAUCCCAAUUACUUCAUUCCACCAAAAAUGGAAUAUCAUGAGUACAUAGAAUUUAUCAAAAAUCUGCCAUCAGUGCAGACUCCUGAGGUAUUUGGACUGCACGAGAACGUGGACAUAAUGCGUCAGCACUCAGAGACGAAAGCGCUGCUUGCAGCCACCCUCCUAACAGUCACCAGCAUUGGUGGCGGUGGUGGUGGUGGUCAGAGCGCGACCAGCAGUAGCGACAGCCAGCUCAACGACAUCGCUUCGGAUAUCAUCAGCAAAUUGCCGCUGCCAUUUGACAUUGAUACUGCGUCCAAACGAUAUCCUCUGGUAUACCAAGAGAGCAUGAACACAGUUUUGGUGCAGGAAAUGGAGCGCUAUAACAACCUUACACUAACGAUUCGUCAAAGCCUACUGAAUUUGCAGAAGGCUCUCAAUGGUUUGGAGGUGAUGUCGGCAGAGUUGGAGCAGUUAGUGGCCUCCCUCUUGGUUGGCCGAAUUCCAAAUGCGUGGGCAGCCCGAUCCUAUCCCAGUCUGAAGCCUCUUGGCAGCUACAUCAUUGAUCUCUACGAACGCCUCGCAUUUUUCCAGCGCUGGUACGAAAACUCCAAACCACCGACAUUUUGGAUAUCCGGUUUUUUCUUCACUCAGGCCUUCCUAACGGGCGUGCUGCAGAACUACGCCCGUCAACACACCAUUCCAAUUGAUCUCCUUGUUUUCGACUUUGAUGUUCAACCCGUUUUGAGUAUUGAGACACCACCCAAAGAAGGCACCUACAUCAAUGGUCUCUUCGCGGAUGGAUUUCGUUGGGACUACGACAGGAUGAAAGUGGGCGACCAGUUGCCCAAGGUUCUGAACGAGGUUUUUCCGGCGAUCCACCUUCUACCUGUGCCAAAGAACAAAAGCAAGAUGUCAACUAUGGAGGACAGUAGCUGCUGCUUCUACAUGUGCCCAGUGUAUAAGACAAGUGAGCGUCGUGGUGUCCUCUCUACCACUGGUCACUCAACCAACUUUGUCCUACCCAUUUACCUGCCCAGCGACGAGCACGAGAGCUUCUGGAUCAAACGCGGGGCUGCAUUGCUCUGCCAACUGGACAACUAA
Hydatigera taeniaeformis is the source of this 11625-nucleotide messenger RNA. The record is from the annotation of a GenBank genome assembly. Lineage: Eukaryota; Metazoa; Platyhelminthes; Cestoda; Cyclophyllidea; Taeniidae.